Pyrus x bretschneideri (Chinese white pear) is the source of this 1404-nucleotide messenger RNA. RefSeq lists its product as uncharacterized. Bases 1 to 1404 code for a protein of 467 amino acids. The transcript is spliced from 5 exons. NCBI's taxonomy places the organism in Eukaryota, Viridiplantae, Streptophyta, Magnoliopsida, Rosales, Rosaceae. The record is from RefSeq and is a predicted model, not a curated record.
AUGAAUGGUCCACAGAACAUACAUGAACCUGAUCUUUCAUAUCAAGUCCAACCUGCAGUGCAAGGGAUGAAUGUUCAGAGUUCACCAUCAUAUUCCAAUGCUGCAAAUUGGAUUGUGGAUACAGGAGCAUCACACCACAUGACAUCUGAUCUUGCUAGCUUACACCAAGUUUCUUCUUUUGAAGGUUCAGAGAAAAUUAAAAUUGGCAAUGGUCAAGGUUUGCCAAUUCAGAAUACUGGUUCUGCAAGUAUUAAAACACAUUCUCAUUCUAUUAUAAUGAAAAAUGUGCUGCAUGUUCCAUCUCUUGGUGUGAAUCUAAUGUCUGUAAAGCAGCUGUGUAAAGAUAACAGAUGCUGGGUUAUCUGUGAUGACAUCAAUUUCUUUGUGCAGGACAAGGUGACAAGGGAGAUCUUGUACAAAGGAAGGAGUAGACCUCACGAGUUGUUCCAGAUUCCUGUGUCUUCAUGGACAGUUCCAAAGGCUUUUAUUGGACAGUUGAUCAAGUCUUCUCUCUGGCACCAACGGCUAGGGCAUCCUACAAAUGAAGUCAUGGCAGUUAUGUUAGCUAAGUCUCAGAUUCCAGUCUCUACGGAUAAUAAGCAUACCAUGUGCACAAAUUGUAUUCAUGGGAAGAUUACUCGCAAACCUUUUGAUAAUGAGUUAUCUAGAUGUUACAAAGGGGCUAUCUGUUACAACUUGCAGACACAGAAGUUGGUCUUAUGUAGGCAUGUUAUUCAUGAUGAGUCUGUGUUUCCUACAAAAUGUAAACCCUCUGUGAUGUUGAGUAGUCAAUCUGUACCAUUCUCGGUCAACUUUACUCCAAUUCUGGUUCCUUUCAGAGCUUCAAGUGAACAUGACAGUCCAGCACAUCCUCAGGUAUUACCUCCUAUCUCUGUGAGUGAUUGGAAUCAAUCCUCUAGUUCCAUUCCUGCUAAUACGUCUAGAACACAUUCUAUGACAACAAGACUUCAAACUGGAGCAAUUGAGAGGAGAGAUUAUACUGCUUUUUAUGCUAGCUUACCUGAAUUACAGUCAUUGGGAGUUGAUAAUGGAUCUCUGUGUUCUGAUGGAUUUUCUUUUCUGGCUGAGAGUGUUGAUUGUGAAGAACCAAAGACUUUUAAAGUCGUAGCUACAAAUUCAAAUUGGCAGCAAGCUAUGCAAGAUGAGUUUGAUGCUCUUAAAGGGCAAGGGACUUGGGUUCUUGCUCCACGAGCCUGGAAUGCUAAGUUCACAGGUGUGUUACCUUCGAUGGAAUUCACUGUUUCUCAGUCUGACACUAGCCUCUUUGUUAAGACAGAUGGUUCGAAUAUCAUCAAAGUUCAGGGUGUGAUUACUGCUCUCAGUGAAAUAUUUGAUUUAAAGGACAUGGGAAAGCUCACAUACUUCUUAGGGCUGCAUAUUUAG